AUGGAUACGCUAGCCAGCGUCAUCAGACAGGACGAUCACAAAGAUAUUCAGGAAAAUCUAAAUUCACUGGAUUACAGAGAGCACAGGGAUAGGAAGAUGGCCGGCUCCAGGGAAGAUUCUUUCGUUAAGCCCAUUUGGCAACUACAGAGGAGGAUCAGGGAAGAGGGCAGGGCACCCAGAGGUUCCGCAACUAUAACACGAUUGAAAGUCAGGUUGGGGCGACUGGAGUCUUCCACCCCCAGCGUUCAGUACAACCCGGAAAUCUACAAGUUGACUCCUAACUUCGAGACCCUGAAUAAUCAGCUGAAGACAGUUUUGGAGGAGUUGUCUGUCCUUGAAUCCCGUCAGAAGCUCCUCAAACAAAAGCGGAGGAAACAGAAGUCUGAGAUUGCUACGAUGAAGGAGGACUACCAGGACUUGAAGAAGGAACUUGACCAGGAGCAGGGCACCUUGGACGAGGCGGGAGUAGCCGAGUUAAAGCAGGAGUUGGAGAAGAUGGACGAAGAGAUGCAGCAGAAAGAGGCAGACGUGGCAGAUCUAGUGGUUCAGGAGAGGGACGUGGCCCGAGAGAUAUCUGCCAAGAAGGACAUCUGUGAUGUUCAUCAAAGGAAACUGGUUUCCAUGUGUGCAAAGGCACGAAAUGAAUAUUCCAUGAAGCAGAUAAAGAAAGAUUUCAGAGCAGGAAUAAGGGAGUUGAAGCAGAAGUCUGAGAGCGUGUUAGUGGAGGAGGACGAUAUCCUGGACUAUGACGAUGGCGACUGUGAUGACGAGGAUGACACAGGCAACAUGGUGGAUAACCUGAAGGUGUUCUGUGUCAGCUCCACCGACUAUAUGAAGAUGACGAGCCUGUUGACAGAUGUUGAUGGGGCACCCCAGGUAUUCAGUACCCCGGAGGAGACCCAGAUCCCAGCUCUGAGGGAGUUCGUCCACGCCACCUCUCUACAACGACGGGAUCGUGGAGUGCGGCAGGUCGUGGAGAAACUUGGACACUUUGUGUUUGAUCUGGAUAAUUAUCUGAAGAUGUCAGAGUAUAAUGGAAAGGGAGGUGGCAAAGUUCAGCCUGUUGUGACGAAGCACGUGACAGACCUUCUGCAGAAGAUCGACCCAAUCGUAUCCCAGCUGAGCAAAGACAUCCGAGAUCUGUUUGACCGCUGCCUAAAUCCCAUCAUAAAAGAUGGAUCCCAGCUUGCGGGUCAGAGAGCUCGGACCACCAGUGACAGGUGGGGUAGCAAGGUGAACAAAGAAAACCGGCGCCUUGGUGGCCUGGCUUUCAUGACGUAUCGAGCAACGGUUUCAAGGCAGGGCAAGUAUAGCUCGCCGACGGCUGGAGUCAUUGACUUCAACACUGACCUGGCACAACCCCUCCUGGAAGCUGUCGCAAGCAGCUGGAGCCAGGUGUUUGGGUCACUCUUCUGGUGCACACUGGAGAAGGUGAAAACUUCCAUGAUGGCAGCACUGGGAACCUUCAACGAAGAUGUCAAGAACAACUUGGCUCUUGGUGGCUUUGACAAACUUCAGAUAGACACUGUCAUGCUUCAAAUUCUUCGGGAAUGCCACUGCAAAGCUGAAUGAAAUGGUUGAUCUGAUGAAAGGUUAUGUGACAAGCGAACAGAGGGACAUCUCCAGAAUCAUUACCCCCAAUAUACAGAUGGCCAUGUUGAAGGUCUACGACAUGGCAAGUAGAGAACGUGGCAUGG
Haliotis rubra (blacklip abalone) is the source of this 1697-nucleotide messenger RNA. RefSeq lists its product as uncharacterized. Bases 1 to 1572 code for a protein of 523 amino acids. The transcript has 11 exons. The record is from RefSeq and is a predicted model, not a curated record. NCBI's taxonomy places the organism in Eukaryota, Metazoa, Mollusca, Gastropoda, Lepetellida, Haliotidae.